This is a messenger RNA of Candida tropicalis MYA-3404, 1941 nucleotides long. RefSeq names its product Zn(II)2Cys6 transcription factor UME6 (gene UME6). The transcript has a single exon. Lineage: Eukaryota; Fungi; Ascomycota; Pichiomycetes; Serinales; Debaryomycetaceae. The record is from RefSeq and is a predicted model, not a curated record. The coding region runs from base 1 to 1941 and encodes 646 amino acids. Gene Ontology annotation, molecular function: DNA-binding transcription factor activity, RNA polymerase II-specific; zinc ion binding. Gene Ontology annotation, biological process: regulation of DNA-templated transcription.
AUGAUUACACAUAUGGUUACACCUGAUUCUACUUCUUCACCACCAAAUUCACCCUGCGGAGAAGACACAAUCAAAUUGAAUUCAUCUGUGAUUAGUGCAUCAUCACCAGCCACAUCAUCAAACUUUCUUCAGAGUUUACAAUUCCAACACCAACAAAUAAAUCAGUUUCAUAUGUUACAACAACAUCAACAUCAACAAUAUCUGCAACAAGUAUACUCCACUAAUUAUACUUCAACACCUGUUGAUCAAUUAUUUCAAUUUGACAACAAUUCUGUUACAUCUUUUAAUCCUGCACAUGCGGCAACAAUCAAUAGUUCCCAAAGAUCACCAUAUGAAUCUUUACAACCACCACCACCACCACCAUCACAAUCACAAUCACAAUCAUCAUCACAGCAACAACAAUUACCUCCUCCUCCACUGAUGUCAAUAAUUCCUCAAGCUUCACAGGAUACAACAACCCAACCAUUACAACCAAAUAAUUUCUACCAUGAAUAUAUUAAUGAAUUUGGUAAUAAUCCUCAGCAUCCUUAUAGCUCAUUUGUUAAUCCUCAAUUUGCUAAUUCUGUUAAUUCGUUACCAAAUUUGGAUGCACACCAACAAUCAUCCCAAUCGCAAUCUAUUAUGCAACAUUCUCAAGAUUAUUCAAAGAUAGGUUCAGCUCCAACAGAGACAACAAGUUUUUUGUAUAACCUACAAAAUCAAUCCACUGAUUUGAUGAUUAAUCACGAUUUGGAGUUCAACAACACCUCCUUUGAUUCAAUUGGAGAAUACAGCCAACCAGGUAUCUCUUUAACAUAUCCUCCAACUUUGCAACCACAACAAAAUCAGUUUCACGAUUCAAUCCCAACAAGCCAAGUACAAGAAUAUCCUCAUACUCCUUCCCAUUUAAGUGAACCUCCUUUAUCUGCUGGUAUUUCUGAUGUUUCAAAUUUUAGUACUGUCUUGGACGAAUCUCAUCUUUAUCGUCCAUCUUCUACCAUUGGCCAUAAAUUAAAAUCGCCAAUUCCUUCUUCUACUCCUUAUCUGAAUAUUCAUAAUUCACAGCUUCCUCCGCCUACAUCUAGUACUCGUAAGAAGAUUACCAAGAAAUCAUCUUUGUCAAGGUUAAAUACAUCAUCAAGAAAAAACUUACAAGCAAGUUUGGUUCAAUCUUUGUCUACUCCUACUGAUCUUGAACAUAAUUCACCACCUCCAGUAAGAAUAAUUUCUCCAAUUUUGAAAAGCAAAGCCAGCUUUGCCAAUAUUCAAACGGAAAUAACCGAUGAUGAAGAAGGAGAAGAAGACGAUGAUGAGAAUGACUUUUCUGAUUUUACCCAGCCACCACCACCAGUAAUUGGAAGUUCUAUUGCUGGAAAUGUUGGUUUGAGAUCAAUUUCCAAUACCUCAUCAACUUCAUCACAUGGAUCACAUCAUGGCUUACCAGUGAUGAAUGUCUUCCGUCAUAAUUCUGCGUCCACUGUUGCACCAUCUGUUCAACUGAGUCAACCACUUAAGAAGCCAAUGAAGAAAACCAGAAGAAAAUCUUCUACAGCAACAAGAACAACAGCAAAUGCCAAUGCAAAUAGAAUUAGUAGUAAAUCCUCAACAGAUUCUACAAAGACAGAGUCAGAAUCAGGUGAAGACUUUGACGUUGGUGUUACUCCUGUGAAGAAAAAACACACUAGGAGAAGAUUAUUACCAAGAUCCAAAAAAGGUUGUUGGAUUUGCAGAAUUAAACAUUUGAAAUGUGAUGAAGUUACACCAGUUUGUGGAGGUUGUGCCAAAUUUGGAUUACAAUGUGAUUAUAGUCCAGAAAAACCUGAUUAUGUCACUGAUAAAUUCUUACGUCAACAAAAAUUAGAAGAGGUUUCUUUGAUUAGAAAAAGAAAUCAAGCCAAAACAAGAAUUCCAAGAAAGAAAUCAAAAAAAGACUUGAAAAAGUCAACUUUACUGGGUUUUUAA